Messenger RNA from Phasianus colchicus (ring-necked pheasant), 1496 nucleotides. The record is from RefSeq and is a predicted model, not a curated record. Lineage: Eukaryota; Metazoa; Chordata; Aves; Galliformes; Phasianidae.
CCGGGCGGGGCCCGCGGGUUCGCUGCGGCGCCGCAAUGGCGGGGGUGUUCGACAUCGACCUGGAGACCGAGGAGGGAAGCGACGGGGAAGAGCCCGAGCUGGGCGCCGCCUGUGGGGCACUACGAGGAGAUAGAGAUCUCAGAGAGCAGCGUCAACAACGGCCCCGAGCACAUCGGGCCCCACUGCUUCGAGCUGCUGCGCGUCCUGGGCAAGGGCGGCUAUGGCAAGGUCUUCCAGGUGCGCAAGGUACAGGGCACCAACACAGGGAAGAUCUUCGCCAUGAAGGUGCUGAAGAAGGCCAAGAUCGCCUGCAAUGCCAAGGACACGGCGCACACGCGGGCUGAGAGAAACAUCCUGGAGGCCAUCAAACACCCCUUCAUCGUUGACCUCAUCUAUGCCUUCCAGACGGGCGGCAAGCUCUACCUCAUCCUGGAGUGCCUGAGUGGUGGGGAGCUCUUCAUGCAGCUGGAGCGUGAGGGCAUCUUCCUGGAAGACACCGCCUGCUUUUAUCUCAGUGAGAUCACGCUGGCACUGGGUCACCUGCACUCCAACGGCAUCAUCUACCGCGAUCUCAAGCCAGAAAACAUCAUGCUCAACAGCCAGGGUCACAUCAAGCUGACGGACUUCGGUCUGUGCAAGGAGUCCAUCCACGAUGGAGCAGUCACCCACACCUUCUGCGGCACCAUCGAGUACAUGGCCCCGGAGAUCCUGGUGCACAGCGGGCACAACCGCGCAGUGGACUGGUGGAGCCUGGGUGCCCUGAUGUAUGACAUGCUCACCGGAUCGCCCCCGUUCACGGCGGAGAACCGCAAGAAAACCAUUGACAAGAUACUGAAGGGAAAGCUGGUGCUGCCACCCUACCUGACGCCCGAUGCACGUGACCUGCUCAAGAAGUUCCUCAAGCGCAACCCCAGCCAGCGCGUCGGUGGGGGGCCGGGAGAUGCAGCCGAUGUGCAGAAGCAUCCCUUCUUCCGGCACAUCAACUGGGAGGAGCUGCUGGCACGCCGCCUGGACCCUCCCUUCAAACCCUGCCUGCAAUCGGAGGAGGAUGUCAGCCAGUUCGAUGCCCGCUUCACACGCCAGACCCCCGUGGACAGCCCCGAUGAUGCCAUCAUCAGUGAGAGUGCCAACCAGGCCUUCCUGGGCUUCACCUACGUGGCCCCCUCAGUGCUGGAGAGUAUCAAGGAGGGCUUCUCCUUCCAGCCUAAGGUGCGCUCCCCCCGCCGCAUCAACAGCAGCCCCCACACCCCAGUCAGCCCGGUGAAGUUCUCCCCGUUCGAGCCCUUCCGGUCUGCAGAGCCCAUGGAGCUGGGGCUGGGGGGCGGCACCCCGCCCGAGGCCACGGCCCCGCUGCCUAUCGCCUCCGCCAAGAAGAUGCGGGGGGGUCGGGGGCGGCCGCCCAGGUAGGGGUGCGGGGGGGAGGGGAUUCCGGGAAACGGUGCCUUGGGGCGAGAGGGGCCGGUGCUGAAGGGCGGCGACCCGGCCAGGCUGCUUGU